Anopheles marshallii is the source of this 933-nucleotide messenger RNA. Its product is annotated as klarsicht protein-like. Bases 1 to 933 code for a protein of 310 amino acids. NCBI's taxonomy places the organism in Eukaryota, Metazoa, Arthropoda, Insecta, Diptera, Culicidae. The record is from RefSeq and is a predicted model, not a curated record. The transcript has 3 exons.
AUGAAACCACCGAGCAUUGACAUGUCAUCAACCACUAACAACAUCAACAGCAACAUCAGCAACACGAUCAGAUCACCUCCGGCAGCUUCUUCACCGACGAUACAGACACCUAGUUGUAUUGUAAAUAGUAGCAAUAACGUAUGUAGUGGCAUAAGCGGAACGGGCCCUGUUGCGGGAGGUGGAGCAGGGUCAAGCAGCAGCUGUAGCAGCACGACAACUCCGACACAUACCGCCAACGGAGGAGGAACAGGAGCCGUAUCAGCGACGGCAGGAACCGCCAACAACGGUAGCAGCAGUGCGGGCAAUAGUCCAAGCUGUUUCAUCAAGCCAUCGCUUUCGUUAAACUCAUUACCACCACAGGGACCUCCAGAAGGAUCGGAGAUGGCUCAACACAGGCUUCGUAUCGAUAGGCCUUAUAAUAGCUUAAAGAAAAAACGCGACACAGAGCGAGAACUGUGGCGAAGAUCAUGGGGCAGUGGACACAGUCAUAGCUCGUGCAGUUUGCAGAGCAGCACCACAAACACCGGGCUCGGCAAGGACGAUUUCUGGGCGGCCUUGCAGACAAACUACAACUUCAUAAUGGACACCAACCUGCUCGAUAGUUGCCGAGAGGCUCGUGGCGAGAUCGAGGGGCCCGUCUUUCGGGAUGACCUCGAGGAUGACGUCAACUGUUGUCGGAAGGCACUGUUUAAACCAGCACAAACGCACCGCUUCUAUGGCGAUCCGCGUUUGUUGCGACAAUGGAUCAAAGAGAUGGAGAACCGAGUGGCCAAAGUACCGUCGGUUACGGAAACCAAGAGACUGAGCAUCGAGCAGCUGCAGAAGCUGGCAGUAGAGCACGGGGUAAGUAGGAGACGGCUACUGGCGGGUUUUAUUUUCGUGUUUGCUAAGGUUACUCCAGCGCGCGAGUGCCUAGGGAAGGGGAAGUCUUGA